AUGGUAAGAAAGAAGAGGAAACAAGAACGUCGGGAUGACCAACAGGACACUGCGACAAAGAGGAGAAAGGCGAAUGAGCCUUUCGAUGGCCAACAAGACGAGGCGACCAUGGAGGACCAGGUCAAUCAGAUGCAGAGGAACGACCCCGUCGCGAAGAGGCAGUGGCGCCUAUAUUGUGACGUCCUCGGCGACAACCUCUAUGACCCUGCUAAGCACGACAUCACUUUCCUCGAAGACUUCAUCACGCAAUUCAAGGCGGGCGAGCGAUGGGACGACGUGCAGAAAGAAACAGUUAAAUCGAUUGUGGACCAGGUCAAGGAGAUGCAGAGGAGCGACCCCGUCGCCAAGGCGCAGUGGAACUUGUACUGUGAGGUCCUCGGCGAAAACACGAAAGACCCCGCAAAGCUCGACACUACCUCCAUCAGAGACUUCAUCAAGCAGUUUGAAGAAGGCGUGCGAUGGGAUGACCAACAGGACGAGGCGAGCAUGGUCGAACAGAUCAAGAAGAUGCAGAGGAGCGACCCCGCCGCCAAGGCGCAGUGGUACACAUACUGCGAGGUCUUCGGCGGUAACGUCAGAGACCCCGCCAGACACGAGGACGCCUUCCUCAGAGACUUCGCCACGCAGUACAGAAACGGCGUGCGAUGGGAUUACCAGGAGGAGGACGAGGAGGAGGAGAAGGAGGGCGACGCCGAAGAGGCGGCCAGGGACGAGGAGAUGCCAGCGGCGGCGAGGCGCCGGCGGCGGCGAGGCGGCCAGGGCAGAGAGCGCCCGGGCGCGCGGGCGCGGAGCCCGCCGGGGCCGCCGCCCCAAUGGGCGCAGCCGUCGAACAUCUACGCCCGGGAAAUCGACGGUCCUCGGCGGGGCAGGAGCAGGAGCAGGGGCCGCGGAGGCCACAGCGAGAGAGUCCCCUACGGCAAGCCGCCCAGGAGGGGCAUGGACGAGGACGCGUGGCAGCGCCAGCGGGAGGAGAACAACAGGGCCGGGGCGGAGGGGCGCACGCUCUACGCGCGGGGCCUGCCCCCGAGCUGGACCACGGAGAGGCUGGAGGAGUUCUUCGGCCACCAGGGGCGGGUCACGGGCUCCCACCUCCUGCCGAUGAAGCCUGGACAGCCUGGGCGAGCCGCUUUCGUCAACUUCGCGACGGCGGAGGACACCAUCAGUGCGGCCCAGGUGUGCGACUGCUUAAAAAUAGACGAGGACGGCGAACGCUACAACCUUGUCUGCAGCAUCAAGGGCGGCAUAGGCAAGAAGGUGUCGCACGUGUCAGGGUUCUCCGCGCUGUCGCUCGCCAAACAGGAGAAGCGCGCCGCCUACUUCUCCAACAUGCCAGGGGAAUUCGACGAGGAAGCGGUUCGCAUGCUCUGUAGCCCGCACGGCACCGUGCUCGGCGCGCAGAUCUUGAAGAACAAGGCUGGAUUGCCCACCAAGAGCGGUUUCGCCAUCAUGUCUUCCAAGGAAGAGGUCGAGAAGCUGAUCGCCGCACUCGACGGGCAAAUGGUCAACGGGAAGACGCUGACGGUGGCCUUCCCGACGCCGCCCAAGCAGACGCGCAACUCGGGCAGUGUGGACGGCUACUUCAUUGUGGAGGUGCGCGGGCAGCCGCCAGAGGCCACCGCCCUGGACCUCCAGUCGAUCAUGGAGGCGCAGGGCCACAGCGUCCAGACCGUGAAGAUCCAAGAGGGAAGGACGGCCUGGAGGAGUGCCUGGCCCACGCGUAUCCCCUUGCACGCACGCGGAGGCGGAGGCCAUGUGCGCAGCGAUGGACAGGUUUGA
Molecule: messenger RNA, 1776 nt
Organism: Prorocentrum cordatum
Lineage: Eukaryota; Dinophyceae; Prorocentrales; Prorocentraceae
Source: the annotation of a GenBank genome assembly